GGAAGAGCAUUCUCCUUAGCAACUGCGGGACCUCCGCGGCGCCAGCCUCCCGGGAGCCACGCUUGUGACAACUGAGCUACUCAAGGCAGGAAGAACUCUGAGCUGAGCAGUGGAGGACCCCCUGGAUCUGGAGAGAAGAGGUGACCUUGGAACCAGUAAUGAGCCAUCCUGACUUCAGGCUGAACCUCCGGCCCUUGGGGACCCCCAGAGGUGUGUCCUCUGUGGUUGGCCCACAUGGUGUUGGUGCUUCGCCAGGUGACAAAAAGUCAAAGAACAAGUCCAUACGAGGGAAGAAAAAGAGCGUAUUUGAAACCUACAUGUCCAAGGAGGAUGUCUCAGAAGGCUUGAAGAGAGGAACACUUAUACAGGGUGUAUUGAGAAUUAAUCCAAAGAAGUUUCAUGAAGCUUUCAUUCCUUCCCCGGAUGGUGAUCGAGACAUUUUUAUCGAUGGGGUUGUUGCUCGUAAUAGAGCCUUGAAUGGGGAUCUAGUGGUCGUGAAGCUGCUUCCAGAAGAGCAAUGGAAGGUAAUUAAACCAGAGAGCAAUGACAAAGAAACAGAAGGUGCCUAUGAAUUAGAUCUCCCCGAGGAGCUCUGUGGAAGCCAUCUCCUGCAGCAGCCCGUGAAAGGCUAUAAUGACAGCCCUGAUGUCAUUAUAGAGGCUCAGUUUGAAGACAGCGACCCAGAAGAUGGACAUGGCAGCACACAGAAUGUUCUAGUUGAUGGUGUCAAGAAACCCUCAGUUUGUGUUCAUGACAAAGGAAAAGAGGAUGCUGAUGCUCCCGUAACAAAAGAUGAGAGCACCUCCACGUCACAGGACCCAAGAGCUUUACCAGAGAAGUCGCUGCAAAGAUCAGCAAAGGUGGUUUACAUCUUGGAGAAAAAACAUUCCCGGGCAGCAACUGGCUUUCUCAAACUCUUGGCUGAUAAGAACAGUGAACUGUUUAGGAAAUAUGCCCUGUUUUCUCCCUCGGACCACCGAGUGCCUAGAAUUUAUGUGCCUCUCAAGGACUGUCCCCAGGACUUUGUGACCCGGCCUCAAGAUUAUGCCAACACACUGUUCAUCUGCCGCAUCGUGGACUGGAAGGAGGACAGCAAUUUUGCCCUGGGGCAGCUGUCUAAGAGCCUUGGUCAGGCUGGUGAAAUUGAGCCUGAAACAGAAGGAAUACUAACAGAGUAUGGUGUGGAUUUCUCUGAUUUCUCUUCCGAAGUUCUAGACUGUCUCCCUCAAGGCCUGCCCUGGACAAUCCCACCAGAGGAAUUCAGCAAGAGAAGAGAUUUAAGGAAAGACUGUAUCUUCACCAUUGACCCAUCAACUGCCCGUGACCUCGAUGAUGCCCUCUCCUGCAAGCCACUUGCUGAUGGCAACUUUGAAGUGGGGGUUCACAUCGCAGAUGUCAGUUACUUUGUUCCUGAGGGAUCCCCCCUGGAUAAAGUGGCUGCGGAGAGAGCUACAAGCGUCUAUUUGGUUCAGAAGGUCAUCCCCAUGCUUCCCAGGGUGCUGUGCGAGGAGCUGUGCAGCCUCCAUCCCAUGACCGACAAGCUGACCUUCUCCGUGAUCUGGACACUAACCCCGGAGGGCAAGAUCCUUGGUGAAUGGUUUGGUCGGACCAUCAUUCGCUCUUGUACCAAAUUGAGCUACGAGCACGCACAGAGCAUGAUUGAAAGUCCAAAUGAGAAAAUCCCCGAGAAGGAGCUGCCCCCCAUCUCCCCCGAGCACACCAGUGAGGAGGUGCACCGGGCUGUCUUGAAUCUCCACGGAAUCGCAAAGGAGUUACGCAAACAACGGUUUGUGGACGGCGCACUGCGUCUGGAUCAACUGAAACUUGCUUUCACUCUGGAUCAUGAGACCGGACUGCCUCAAGGAUGUCACAUCUACGAGUACCGUGACAGCAACAAGCUCGUGGAGGAGUUUAUGCUCCUAGCCAACAUGGCCGUGGCCCACAAGACGCACCGCACCUUCCCUGAGCGUGCCCUCCUGCGCCGGCACCCUCCGCCCCAGACCAAGAUGCUCAAUGACCUUGUGGAAUUCUGCGAGCAGUUGGGGCUGCCCAUGGACUUCAGCUCUGCAGGGGCCCUCAAUAAAAGUCUGACCACAACAUUUGGAGAUGACAAGUACUCCCUGGCCCGGAAGGAGGUACUCACCAACAUGUGUUCCCGGCCCAUGCAGAUGGCCCUGUACUUCUGCUCCGGGAUGCUGCAGGACCAGACGCAAUUCCGGCACUACGCCCUCAACGUGCCGCUCUACACCCACUUUACCUCCCCCAUCCGCCGCUUCGCCGACGUCCUGGUGCACCGCCUCCUGGCCGCCGCACUCGGCUGCGGGGAGCUGCCCGACCUUGAGCCCGAGACCCUGCAGAAGCAGGCCGACCACUGCAAUGACCGCCGCAUGGCCUCCAAGCGCGUCCAGGAGCUCAGCACCGGCCUCUUCUUUGCCGUCCUGGUUAAGGAAAGUGGCCCCCUGGAGUCGGAAGCCAUGGUGCUCGGUGUCCUGAACCAAGCCUUCGACGUGCUGGUGCUGCGCUACGGCGUGCAGAAGCGCAUCUACUGUAACGCACUGCCCCUGCGGUCCUACCACUUCCAAAAGGUGGGCAAGAAGCCGGAGCUCACACUUGUCUGGGAGCCUGAGGACACGGACCUGGAGCCAGUGCAGCAGGUCGUCACCAUCUUCAGCCUGGUCGAGGUGGUACUGCAGGCCGAGACCACUGCCCUCAAGUACAGCGCCGUCCUCAAGCGGCCAGGCACAGAGGGCCUCCUGAGCCAGCAGGAUGGGGAGCAGCCAGAUGCCAGUGUCGCUGGUGACCUGCAGGCCUGAGGCCUCCUGCGCAGCCCACACCCCUGCCCCACCCGCCGGCUUUUAGGAAUAGGACCUUUCGACACCAAAGGGGAUUUUUAAUUUGGUUUUUAACAACUCAGGGCUUUGUUUUUAUUUCCUCAUUCUAUUUUAUUUUUGCCGCUCAGUUUUUAAACAAACUGGAGGGGAGAGGGUGGGGCUGGAUGGAAGGUUGAGGCCUGGCUCAUGCUUUCUGGGAGGAGAACGGGACCCCGUCCUCCUGGGAAGGCCAGCCCCCCCUUCUGCCAGGCCACCCACUGCCUUCCCCUGCCCAGGAAACCGGGGACUUUCAGCAAAUCAGUGUCAUGGAAUAAAAUCAAGUGUGAAUUGCUGUCUGGUGUGGGGGGCACUAUGGGGAGGCCUAGACAGCAGGGUGCCCCUUGGACCUAUGACAAGGGACCUGGCUCAGGCUGCACCCCUCGCAGCUGAGCUGGGGUCACCACCCUCCAGAACCUUCCUGUCAGUUCCAGGAUGAUUCACAGAGCUGGCCACAUGUCAGACCGAUGCCUGUGCCUCAUUCUGGCUGAUUAGAAAUGUAAUUAGUAUGCAAGACAGCAAAGCUCACCCAUCACCCAGCCGAAAGUGACUGCCCCGCCCCCACCAGCUCCUCUGCCUGCUGGCCUCAGGAGGGGCGGCAGGGGUCCUGCGACACUCCCUCCCUCAGGUCCCAGGCCACAGCUCUGAGUAGCCCAGUCCACAGGCCUGGGUUCAAGCUGCUGGCUCACCCUCCAGUGCCAAUCCUAUACCCUGGCGGCCCUGAGGAGCAGGGGACAGGGACCUGGGUCUGCCAGAGACGAGGAAGGCCCUCAUCCUGACCUUCCCAGCCAAGGAGGGGCAGAGGGGUGCCUGGUGGCCCUAACUUGGUCUUGUCACCUGCCUGGCAUCAUCCUGAGCACCCCCCAGUUGCACCAUCCCUGGGGACCUAGGGACAGAGAUGAGGGGCCCCUGGGCUGUGCUCUCUCCCCAGCUGGCCUGACCCUGGCCUGCACUCCUUCCCCGCCCAGCUAGGAAACCACAGGCUGGCUUCCCAAAGGACUGCCGGAAACCCGGUGGAAACCAGACCUUGGCCCUUAUUCCUCCAUGCCGUUUCCUUGGGGGUCAGUAUUAACAAGCCCAUUUGAUCGAGUUGCAGUGAAUGCUCUUCAAAGAAAAAUUCAGUACAGUACCUCUUAGGAGGGCCUCGCGGGCUCCGGAGGACAGAUGGCGUGGCCCGAGGACAGAUGGCGUGGCUGCCUCUGUCCUGCACAGGAAGCCCUGGGCCAGGUGUCAGAAGGGAAUGGAGGACACGCUACCAUCCUGCCUUCCAUUCCUUUCUCUUCCAACACCUUACCCAGCCUUCCAGGUAUCCAUCUCACCACCCCCAAGAUAUCCCUGAGGCCACCACCCCUCUCUGUUCCUGUCCCAGAGCCUUCUCCUGCAACCAGGGACCUGAAGGGAAGAUAGGUGAGAGGAUCUGGUGGUUUCAUGUUUGGAUGAGAAGAUUUCCAAGUGUUUCCUGUCCUAGGCAACCCAACAGAGCCCAAGGGCAGGACACCUCAACCUUGUCCCCAUCCCCUCAUACUGCCCUACCCUCUGAGGAAGAGCACUGGUGUUCUGCACUGAGGCUGUCCCCUGCCAGCCUCCCGCAGAGCCUGGGGGUAGAGGGCAGAGCAGAGCCCCCGUGGAGUGACACCCAUCAGGGAGGCUGUGGGUCAGAGCCCCUGGGCUCCCUCUUGAGCAACAUGGACUCAGAAUGGACCCCGGUCCUUAUGGCCCAGGCACCCCCUGAGCCCUGGUGAGGCCCAGCCAACUUGGUCAGCAUGGCACAACUUGGCCGCCAGGACUUGCUUGGGCAGAGGUGGGUGUCACCCUGAGCCACGCUAGAGCCACGGGGGCCAUGGCCAUCCAGCCCACCCCACUUCCUUUGACAGAAGUGUAAACUGUGCCCAGACAGGAGCCAGGAAGGCUCUGUCUUCCUCAAGGGGCCACGUCAGGUCGCCAUGGUGGAGGGAGCAGAGAUGCAAAUAGCGUCACAGCGGGACAGGCUCUAGCAAAGUCCCGAGGCUGGAGAGUGUAUUCCUAGCCCUGAAGGUGCAGCAGCCAGAAGACCGUGCAAGGGCCCCACCGGGGUGAAGGAACUGAGGCUCAAAGCUACUUGCCUAACCAGGAACUGUGAAGGUCAAGGUCAGAGUGCUAAGAGGACACACAAGAAGACGCUGGAAAGGUAGAUCCCACGGCCCCUCUGAGAGGGCCAGAGAGUUUGCACUCUGUCUGAUGGCCAUACAGAGCCACUGAAGGUUUCUAACCAAGGCUGCGCUGGGAAGGCCUCUGUUCCCUCCCUCCUUUACUUAGCAGGGAGCACGGAGUGGCUGCAGAGCUCUAUUCGUGGGGCUGCUGUCCUCAGGAGGAGCGGGUUCACUAGUGCGAGAGGCGGUGGUGAUGGCAUGAAGGUGAAGCAGGAGGGGGUGUCCUGUGGGGACAGAGCCUUAGGGAGCAGCCUUGUGACUGUUUGCAAGCUGGGGCCCUGAGGCCCAGUGCUGUCGGGGGGGAGGGGGGUGCAGGCCAAGCGUAGGUCAGAGUGAUGGAGGAAAGCCCUCGAACUGGGGCGGUGAGGGCUUUCCUUGCCCCCCGGGGGCAGACCUGGGAACAGAUGAACAGAGGAGGGGCGCAAGCCAGCAUCCCCAGACUCCAUGCUGAGAAUAGACCCCCUGCACAGAGGCAGGGGCGGGGAGUGGAGGGUGUGGGGUGCAGCACCAGGGGUGGUUGGGGAAACCCAGGCAGGCCUUGAGGUUCGGGGAGAGUGGUGCUCAGGCGGGAUGUCUCCCCGGCUGACCCCCGGGAAGGGUCAGCCUGGGAAAGCUCAGGACUGAAAAUCUGGGAUCAGGAAGAUGAGAAGGGUGGGAUAUGAGGAGCCUGGGAAGGAGGAGCCAGAGAGAGAGGGGUCCUGAGGCUUCAGAAGGACUCCUGUCUUUUGAUUAUGUAGGAAAGAAACCCAGUGCUCUGGGAAGUGACUCUGGGAAGAAGGGAACCGAUAGGAAAGCUGGACAGAACUACCAGAGGAGGGCAGGAAAUCCCAUGUUGGAGAGACAGGGAGGCACCACACCUCCAGGUCACCUGGGGUGGCCCUGUGCCCUUCUCUAUUUCUGCUUCAUUUUCUCCUGGUGUAGAUCACUUCCCCCAUGGUGACCUUCUGGAAGUGUCUACCUUCUGUAUCUUGUAGCCCACCCUCCCAGCUCUAAGACCCCAGGAAAGAGUGGGGUGGUUGCCCAACCCUGGCCCAUCAAAGAGCUGUCAUGGUACCGAGUGGGAGCUCCUGCGGUCCCUGGCAAUUGGGAGGGAUGGGCAAGAACCUGGGGACCAGGUCCCAGGAAGAGGCUAGGCCCCCACGGAGACAUAGCAGCAGACGCCUGCUGUAGCUGCCAUGAGUGCAGAGCAGUGAUGCCACAGGACAGGAGCCCAGGCUAGAGGGGCUGUGACAAUCCAGGUGAGAUGAGGGCCUGAGAGAGGGAACGGAUCCAAGAUGAGACAGAGCUGGCAUGGACAGGUGCUGGAGGCACAGGCAAGAAUGGCUCCCGCCGGAGGAGGCAAAGAGGAACACCCUAGGGGACAACAGCGGGGAUGGACGGGGCAGAUGAGGGGUGGGGACAGCAGAGGCCAGAGUUCAGACUCCUUCUGGGAACAAGAGAGCCUCAGAUGCCGCUACUGGGAGUUGAGAGCAUGAGGCAAAGUCGUGCGGUGGGUUAGGACUACACAGGGGGUGGGAAACAGAAUUCACAGCGGCUGAGAUGGGGCAACAGCCUCCGGUAAAGAAAAUGUGUUGUGUACACAAAUUGGAAUAUGGCCCAGCUGUGAGAAGGGACAUCCUGCCAGUUGUGGCAACGUAGAUGCACGUGAAGGCCGUUCUGCUGAGUGAAACGGGCCCGGCUUGAGACAAACACUGCAUGUCCUCGCCUAUGUGUGGAGUCUACGAGAAUCAAACACAUAAAAGCAGAGGAGAAGGCUGCUUUCCAGGGCCAAGGCAGGGAGGAAGAAUGGGGAGAUGUUGGGGAUGAAGUUUCAGUUGUAAGAUAAACUAGUCUGGGGAUCUCCUACUACACAACACGGUGGUGUAGUUAACGACACGGUGCUGUGGGCUGGAAAGCCGCAGAGCAGGUACAUCUUCAGCGCACUCACCACGGAAAGAAUGUGAUCGCUCUGAGAUGACAGAUCAUGUUAACGAGCUUGACAGUGGUGAUCACUGCACAGUGUAUCCAUAUAUCAAAUCAUCAAGUUGUACAUCUUAGAUAUAUACAAUUACGAUUUGUCCGUUAUACCUCAAUGAAACUGCUAAAUAAACAUAAAUACAAUAAAUACAAA
Neogale vison (American mink) is the source of this 7166-nucleotide messenger RNA. It is a transcript of the gene DIS3L2, whose product is annotated as DIS3 like 3'-5' exoribonuclease 2. Bases 159 to 2813 code for a protein of 884 amino acids. Gene Ontology annotation, cellular component: exosome (RNase complex); P-body. Gene Ontology annotation, molecular function: 3'-5'-RNA exonuclease activity; RNA binding. The transcript has 21 exons. Gene Ontology annotation, biological process: miRNA catabolic process. NCBI's taxonomy places the organism in Eukaryota, Metazoa, Chordata, Mammalia, Carnivora, Mustelidae. The record is from RefSeq and is a predicted model, not a curated record.